AGAGAAAGAGAGGAUGGAGAGUGUGAGGAUGUGAGGGAGUUAGAGAGGGACAGAAAAAAAGACAGAGAGGAAGUCUUUGCCUUUUCUGGUAGCUAAAGCUUGGGGACGUACAGACAGGAAUUCUUGCUCCAAUAUAAACCAGACUGUGGAAUUGGUUCAUUCAGGAGGACCGUGCAUGGACUUAAGUAGUUCUGAAGUAAGGUAGGACAGGAGAUGAUUUCUUACAUUCUUUCUGAGACAGGACGGAGCCUAAAUGGGUUUCAAACAAGUCACAGGAAGCUGUUGUGAGGCAUCAUGGAAGAGGACCUUGACCUUGAGCAGCGCCGUGAGCUUCGGAGGCAGAGGAGGGAGGAGAUGCGUCUGGAGGCAGAGAAGUCAGGCCAGGGCGGUGACGAGGAUGAGGAGGCGCGAGAGAGCAGGAGACAGGCCCGUCUGGAGAGACUGCGCAACAAAGACAAUGAGGAAUCCACCGGCUCCGACAUCAACAGUGUGGCUGACGGCAAAGGGACUGACUUGGUCUCCUCUAUCAUGGCCAUUCCGGACGGAGGCAGUGAGGAUGACCAGGCCCUGCUGGACCGCAUUGCCAAGCGAGAGAAGAGGCGGCAGCGGCGGAUGAGGGAUGCCCUGGAGAGGCAGAAGUCGCUGGACCCCGCCGUCGGCGACGGCCUGGACGGCACCAACGGCACGGAGGAGAGGUCGUCCAGCCACAGCGAGCAUCAGCGAGACGGAGCCGUGGAGGAACCCACCCAUAACGAGGUCUCGACCCACGAGACCAGCUCCAGCAGAGAGAAGGAGGAGGAGGAGAAGAAGAAAGAAGAGGAGAGCACCGCUGCAGAAGAAACUAUCAAAGUGGAGGCGGAAUCAGUAGUGGUGGCUGCAGUGAGUGAGACGAAAGCUGAGGAGGAGAAAGCUGAUGCAGAGGAGGAGAAGUCCACACCAGAGCUGACGGAGCCGGAAGAAGAGGCUGUGGUGGAGGACACAGCAAAGUCUGAAGUCAAAGAGGAACCAGCAGAAGUGAAGAAGGAUGAAGUGAAGCCUGUUGUUGAGGUGGCACCACCUGCUCCAGUGAGUGUGGAGGAGCAAGAGAAGCCUAAGGCCAAGGUUGAGGAUAAACCCAAAACAACCCAGAGGGAGCCGGAGAAGAAGGGCGAAAAAGUGGAGGAGAAACCUCAACCGGUCAAGAAAGAGCCAGAGAAGAAGGCCGAAAGAGUGGAGGAGAGACCUCAACCGGUCAAGAAAGAGCCAGAGAAGAAGGCCGAAAGAGUGGAGGAAAAAGUCCCCAAAUGGAAGAAAGAGGAGGAGAAGAAACCUGAAAAGACUGAAGCCCCAGUGGCCAAAUGGAAAAGAGAGGCUGAAGAAAAACAGAAAGCUAAAAAAGAGGUUGAGGAGAAAAAGUUCCCUCCUGCGAAAGUGGAGGAGAAACCAGUCACACUCAAGAAAGUGGAAGAGAAACCAGUCACACUCAAGAAAGUGGAAGAGAAACCAGUCACACUCAAGAAAGUGGAAGAGAAGACCGCGGCCCCAAAGAAGGAGGCCGAGGAUAAACCCAAAUGGAAGAGGGAGGCGGAGGAAAAGGCCUCUAAAUUUAAAAAAGAGGAGACUGUCGAGGAAAAGCGAAAGCCAGCCUUCCUACGGGAACAGAACAUCAAACAACAAAAUGGAAGUCUUCCUGACCCCACAAAGCUGAAGAAACCAGAGAAGACCCCAAGCCGAGGUGUUGGGACCAAGGAGCCGGCGAGUAAAGAGGAGCUGGAGGCCGAACGCAAGCUGAUGGAGCUGAAGAAAAAGCGCAACGAGCAGGAAGGCGAGCAGUUCCAGAAGAUCAAGGCCAAGCAGCACGAGGCCGAAGCCGAGCUGGAGGUGCUGAAGAAGAAGAGGGAGGAGAGGAAGAAGAUCCUGGAGGAAGAGGAGAAGCAGAAGAAACAGGAGCUGGCUGAGAAGAAGGCCAAGGAGGAGGAGGAGAAGAGGAGGAUGAAAGAGGAGAUAGAGAAGAGGAGAGCAGAGGCGGCAGAGAAACGACAGAAGGGAGAUGGUACAGAAGGCGAGGCUAAGGCAGCCUUCAAGUGUGUUGGCUCCAAGGGCCCUGCCUCAAAGAUUGGCGAGAAAGCUCAAUUUUUGAACAAGUCUGCGCAGAAGAGCAGCUCAGUGAGGGCGUCUCAUAAUGUUUCCCCCAUUGUAACCAAGAUAGGCAACAGACUGGAGCAGUUCACAUCCGCAGCUCAGGGCAGCAGAGAGCCCAGAUCUCCCAAGUCCCCUCUGGUGGAUGUGCCAGGAGAGGCCGGCGUGCGGAAUAUCAAGAGCAUGUGGGAGAAGGGCAAUGUGCAGAGCUUUCCAACGAGCCCCGCAGCGGCCCCGCCGAAAGCAGAGUGCAAGGAAACAUCUGGGAUGAAUACAGGCGUGGCUGGUCGCCUCAACAGCUGGAAAAACAAAACCCCAGAGCCUGAUAAGACAGCUCCAGCAAAGCCUGCUGAUCCAAACCCAGCUGACGGCACCAAACCACGCAGUCUGUUGGAAAACAAGAGCGGCCCCACAGGCAGAGUGGCCCUGUCAGGAAAGAAAUAAGCCAUGAGUGACAAGACAGACUUCAAGGGCAGACAAUCAACAAAAACAUCGUCACCAUAACCACCAGAUGUACGCCAACAAAUCACAGAAGGGACUGUGUUUAUUACCCACACUUGAAAAUUAAUAAUGAUGUUCAAACUGCAGCAUGUUGUACUGGUAAUACGAUGGUCAUGGAAAACUGUCUUAAUUACAACCAAAGGAGGGAAAACAUUAUAGGCAUUUUAAUUGGCAUCCAUAUAACACAGUAUAACACAGUAUAACCCACAGGUGUGUUACCUAAUGCAAGAUGUCUGCCAUAUAAAUGUCUGAUUCUAUUCACUGACUCUAAGCUUUCUGGUGCAUGUGACCAUGAACCUCAAGACAGAGGCUGCAUCUUUUCCUCAACUGGCACUGCAUUCCGUUAAAUCUCACAGGAAGCAUCCAUCUUUAUGUGAUCUGUCAGAGCAGAAUGCUUCAUUUCAUUGUUAUACAGCCAUUCAGUAACUCUUACAGUAUUCAAAGUGAUUGCAAACCUUUUCAUAAGUGUAGUGUGUGUGUAACUGUGUAAUUCAGUUCUGCUUUAGAUGUUGAUUACAUGACAAAUACUGCACUUGGCAAGUGGGUCAUUUACUUGAUGCUUUUGAAAAUAAGUGACUGUGUAUAAGUGUAAUCUCUCAAAGAGUUGAGCUCUCAUAGCUUGCUUGCAGCUAGUUUCAUUGUGCCACUGCACACAGAAUAAAUGCUGACUGACUGCAGAAUAAAUAAAGACUGCUGCUGGACAACAA
Clupea harengus (Atlantic herring) is the source of this 3326-nucleotide messenger RNA. RefSeq names its product caldesmon 1b (gene cald1b). The record is from RefSeq and is a predicted model, not a curated record. NCBI's taxonomy places the organism in Eukaryota, Metazoa, Chordata, Actinopteri, Clupeiformes, Clupeidae. Gene Ontology annotation, biological process: signal transduction. Gene Ontology annotation, molecular function: actin binding.